Ricinus communis (castor bean) is the source of this 2506-nucleotide messenger RNA. RefSeq names its product protein ecdysoneless homolog. Lineage: Eukaryota; Viridiplantae; Streptophyta; Magnoliopsida; Malpighiales; Euphorbiaceae. Gene Ontology annotation, cellular component: nucleus. Bases 234 to 2189 code for a protein of 651 amino acids. The transcript is spliced from 5 exons. The record is from RefSeq and is a predicted model, not a curated record.
UUCUCGCCUAAACUGGAAGCUUUCUUUGACAAGGAAGGAAGGAGCAUUUAAGAGGAACGACAAAUGGGUUGUGAAACAAACGACAAUACGUUCGGUCCACGUUUCGCGAGGUCGCGAACCCGCUCAAAACCGCAGGAGUCGGGAACAGUCAUGAGAGAGCGUCAGAAGCGGCGUGAGUAUAACUUGCCACCGCCAGCAGCAGCAGCAGCAAAAUUGAAGUGAACAGAGCAACCAUGGCGACAGACUCCGACCCAUUUGCCUCAAUCUUUUCUCAGACGAACUCUCGCAUACCGGAGGACACCGUCUUUUACGCAAUAUACCCAGACACCUCACUCUCAAACACCUUCACAUCCUCUUACACACCAUCUCUCACACUCCAAACACUCCACCUCGAAAUCCUCAACUUAAUCUCUCCAAUCACAUCUUCAUACAUAUGGCAACACCAACCCUUCUCUCUCUUAGUCUCCUCUUCAUCGUCUCAUCUGCCUCACCUUCACGGCACCCUCCGUUUCGGCGACAACAUCGAUGACGAAUGGUUCGCCGUCUACCUCCUAUUUCUCAUCUCUAAUCACUUUCCUAACCUCUCCAUUCGCGUUUGGGACAACGACGGUGAGUUCCUUCUCAUCGAAGCCGCUUUUCACCUUCCUCGCUGGGUCCACCCCGAUAACAUCGCUAACCGCGUGUUUGUUCGUGGUGGAAAUCUCCAUAUUGUUCCUCAAGACAAACUAGCUAGCCCUGCUUUAAUUGAUUCUCUGAAGUUCUUGAUUUAUUAUGAGAACCAAUCGGUUGCUGAUAAUAAUGUUCAACAAGCGAUUAAAAAUCGGAUUUCGGAUUAUCCAGAGAGAGCGAAAAAGAAUACGCAUAAGGUUAGGGUCAGGGUUCCAGUAUCGGUAGCGCAGGUUUUGAAGUAUGAGCCAUGUUUAAUUUCUCUAGGUGUUGAAGGUUUUUAUGAUAGAGAUAUUGAUACGAUGAAAUACGCAGCGAAAAUGGAGAGGUUUUUGAGUAAAGGAGGAAGAGGAGAGGAAUUAGUUUGUGCGAGUGUUACGAUGUCUAGGGCUAUGUAUGCACAGUUAAUGCAGCAAAAAUUUGUGGCUCCCAAGUGCUACCCGAAGAUGCCAAAUAGAGAUGAUAUGGAGGGGUUUAUGGAGGCGGAGCUGGGAAUGAAGAUUGCGUGUGGAUUUGAAAUGAUGUAUCAGAUGAGGAGAAAGGAAGGAGAGGAAGGGAAAGGGAGUAGUUGGAUUAAGUAUAAGGAGAGUUUGGAGAAGAGUGGGUUUUUUGAGGGUUUUUUGCCUGGAUCAAAGGAGUAUAAACGGUUGAUGGAGAAGGCUGAGGAGUAUUACCGUAGUAGUGCAAUGUUUUCUAGGAUCAGUGAAAUGAUGAGUGCUCCAGUGAGACGAAUUGAUGAGAUUCUUGCUAUACAACAUUCAACUGAUGAUUUCCAGAAUCAGGAUGUUCCUCCUUCUGAUGAUGAUUCUUGGCUUUACAAUGGAGAGAGCGAGUUGAGCACUGCUCUGCAAGAGAGACAAAAGGAAAUGGAUCUUUAUAAUGCUAAACACAAACACAAACAGAAGUUGAAAGAACCAGAGGAUGCUGGUCCUUCUUCUGAUGCUGAUCUUAGUGAUUUUGAUCUUGGUGAUAUUGCAAAAACCAUGCAAGCGUUUAUGGAUAAGGUGUCAAGCUACAAGGGAGCAGAGGUUCCAGAAAACAGGAACAUGAAAGAAGUGGACCUUGAUGUGGACCAAUUCCUUAAGGACAUGGAAUCAGUGACGAAGUGUCAUGGUCCGGAAGAUAUUGCUAGUGAUGUUUCUGAAGCAGCAUCCUCCUCAGACAUGGAUUUUGACGAGUCUGAAGAUGGUAGUGAUAUUAUGGAACCUUCCGAGGAUAAUGAGGACAGAGAAGACACUUUUAUGCAUACCUACUUGGAUGCUCUUAAUGACGAACUGAAGAACACCACCCUUAAGAAGAGUUUUGUUCAUGCAAAUGAUAACACCAAAAGAAAUGAGGGGACCUCAAAUGCUGCUGGGGAAGACAUGGAUGAAGAAUUUACUCCUGUAGAUGUUGAUGUUAAUCUGGUGAAGAGCCUUCUUGAUUCCUUUUCUUCCCAACAAGGCCAAGCUGGUCCUACCUCCAAUCUGCUUGGGCUCAUGGGUCUACAACUCCCACGAGAUAACAACAGCAAAGGCAAAUGAAAGCUUAUUUUGUAUGGACCUGCUUUAACUUUAGUAUUUCUUCACAAUUUUUGUAAGAUAACCCGUUUGCACAACUUCACUGUCAACCAAUCUCCUAGAUAGUUCGUUUAACCAAUCUCCUAUAUGAGUAUCACAUGAUGCAAAUAGCGGCUUAACCAUGCCAUGAAUCCUCUAGAGCUUUGGUCAAAAUAGGACGGUCAUAUUAUUCAAUUAAAGAGUUUCUCUUUAUCGUCUGUAAUUAAGGAAUUAUAUGUGAGUUGGGCAACUGUUGAGCUUGUGGAUUCUUCAUAUAUAUACGUACAUAUAGUUGAUGAUUA